CCAGUCGGCCCGAUUGUGAGGAUCGCCAAUGCCUCCACAUGGCAGCGCCUUCGACACGCGCAGAUGCGGCGGCGCGCUGGCGGGCCUGCUCGGCUGUCCCUGGAGGUCAGCCUGGCCGUGAGGGUGGCGCUGGGCUCCUGUGUCGCGAGCUCGCUCGUCCUGGUCAAGCCUCUGAAGGACCUCUUCAGCGAGGAGACGCAGCCGCUGCUGCAGAACGCUGCCGUCGUCGCCAUCUUCUGCGCUGGCGGCUCGCUGGAGGAGACCGUGAAGCUGUCCGCGGAGACGGUCGCUGGCACUUUCGGCGCCGUCUUCGGCACGGCGGCGGGGUGCUGGCUAGGGGGGCUGGGCACUGUGCGGGUGGAUUGCUGGCUGUCGCUUCUAGUGCCAGUGGAGGCCACGCUUCUGGCGGGGGCGAUCUGCCUGCUCCCGGUGGCCGACAAUGUCAAGAUGACUAUGGUCGGCCUCAUGUCGUAUUUCACAAUCAGCAUCUUCUCCGACAGCCAAGUGCCCGUCGCGCAACUGUGUGGGGAGUACGUUGCCAUGACCUUCUGCGGCACGCUCUGCAUAGUGCUUGCGUACAUGGUGCGCGUCCCGUGGCUCGCGGACUCGAACGCCCUGCAGAGUGCGGCGAGCGCUUUUGAGGACGUGGCGGAUGGCUGUGCUGAGCUCAUCACGGAGGCGACCCUGGCGUUCCUGUGCACUGGGGCAGGCGACGCCUGGCGUGCGAUGGCCCUGCACCGCACCCGAGUGGUGGAGGCCCGGCUCGUCGAGGCGCGGCGUGCCGUGGGCUUCCGCAACUGGCACCCGCGCGUGAUUGUGAAGCGCAUGUCGCGCUCGGGCCGCACCGCGCAGGCGGCGUGGAUGGCGCGCCGGGAGGCGGCCUUCGCGAACGCCGCGAGCGCCCUGGACACAUGCAGGCUGCUCUGCGAGCUCGCGGUGCAGGCGCAGGCGGGCGCGACUGGCUUCGAGGCCGUGGCCGUGCGGGAGAGGACGGCGGACCGCCUCGCGCGCGUGGCCGAGGCGGCAGCCGCGCUGCUGCGGGACUCGGCCCGCGCAAAUUUCCAGGGCAGCCGCGCGGGCCACGGGCAUCAGCCCCUGGAGGAGCCGGGGGACCCCGCUGGGCGCACCCAGCGCCGAGCUGUGCACGUGGCCGCGAAGAAGGCCCUGAGAAACAGCAGCGCCGCGGCUCGCGAGCUGCUUCUGCUUAGCACGUACGGAGGCGCCAGCGACGAUGCUGGGGGCGCUGACGACGACGCGAACCCAGCCAGAGCAAGCCUCCUACAGAUGUCCCGGAGUGAGCUGGCUGGGGCCCGCUCCGACAUGGCCGCGUUCCUCUUCCUGGUGCACGCCCUUGCGGCGGACUUGCUCCGCAGCGAGGCGGAUGCCGCGCGAGAGCAGGCGACGUUGCAGCGCGCCGCCACCGCACCCAUCCCCGGCGGCGCACGGUGGCGGCUGCCACGGGUGGACGAGGAGGCAGACGAUGCGGACAAUGGCUCGAUAGGCGGCGAGAGCUGUUGCACCGAGUCCCUGCACUCCGGGUUCGGCUCCCUGCACGCGCCGCUGGUGAAGCGAGCGGCGCCGUCGGUGGGCGGCGAGACGGUGAGCAGCCACGGUGCAGCGGCCAGGGUGCAGGAGCUGGCCAGGCGCUGGUUGUCCUGCCUGAGCUCGAGGUGCGCCCCGCUCUGUGCGUGCGCGGCGCAUGUCGCGGCCGCCACGAGAAUGCGAUGGCGCAUCGCCCUCAAGGUGAUGCUCAGCUUCUUGCCAGCUUGCCUCGCGUCCAUCUACCUCUUCGAGCUGGACAGCACGACCGUUGCCACCGUUGCGUACGUGUGCAGCUACGGCUCGCAGCACUGCGGCAGCUCGCUGCGGCGCGUCGCCCUGCGCGGCGUCGGCAUCGCCGCGGGCGCCACCGUGGGCAGCGCCAUACAGAACAUGAUCUUGCGGCUCCACCAGGCGAUCGGGGUGAGCUGGUGGGGAUUUGUGUCCUGCUCCGCGGCCAAUGCGCUGAUCGCCUCCUGCUGGGUCGGCUUCGUGAUGCUGAUCAGCUUCCGCGGCGGCCCCUACUCCUACGCAGGCUUCUGCUCUGCCUUCGUGUCCUUCAAGUUCACGCUGGCCAUCGGCGACUCCGCGGACCUGAGCUCCAUAGUAGCCUUCAACAUGUUCGCCUGCCUCCUCGUGGCGGCGGUGGAGCUGGGGGUGAUGCCGAUGCACGCCGACACCAUGCUUCGCUCCCGCCUCGCGGCAGCGACGGCAGGAUCUCUUGCCGCGCUGUCUGCGCUGGUCACGUCGUCCAGCGAGAACGUCGCCAUAACGCCGCGCCUGGCCAGGGACGUGCUGCAGUAUGUCGGCGCGAGCGCGGCGGAGCACCGCUGCAUCGCGGGGGAGGCCGACCCGAUGCUGAGGACCCUGCGGGCGGCAGGGGGAGCGGCCGCGCCCCAGAGGCUGAGCAGCCGCGGGCAGCCAGAGGACCAGAGGGACCGCGCCAAGACGAUAGGUGCCGUGGGCGACCUCAAGACGUUGGGCGACCUGCCCGACCUGACCGAGCGCAUCAAGGAGGCUGGCUUCUACGAGCACUACCUCAGCUGGCGUGACGGCUACAUGCGCUGGCGGGGCGGCAGCGCGGACGGGUCGCAUGGCGAGAUCGCCAGCGGCGCCCCGCAGAAGGGGGCGGCCGCCGCCCCGAGCCCCGCGGAUCCGCCCGCCGACGAGCAGGCGCACGCACCCGGCGGCUCGGAGGCGCACCAGAACGCCGCGAUCGUCGCCGCGGCGUUCGAGCCCGCGCUCUCGGGGGCGUCGGUCGGCCUCGCCGCGCUCGACCCGUUCGCGGCGGUGACGCUGCCGUUGGACCAGGGCAGCCCGAGCGAGGCCGCGUGCCGGAGCGACAUGGGACCCUCCGCGGGCCUGUCGGGGCUGGCCGAUGGGAUCCUGCUGACCCGGGGCGCCCCCGUGCUGGCCGAGGGCAUCGCCGGCGCAGAGGCGCAGCUGGAGGGCCCCGCGCAGGCGGGGCCCGCGCAGCUCGACCCGGAGUCCGCGGCGUGCAUGCCCCUGCUCGCGGAACUGGCGAGGAGCCGCCCGCACGCGUCUGGCGGCGCCUCGGGCGGCACGUGCACGGGCGACGGCCCGCCGCCGAGGCAGAUCAGCAGCGUGAAGUCGCGGGAGCUGUCGGUCGAGUCGCUCGCCAGCGCCACUGCGCAGGAGCUGGACCUCCAGGCGUCAGGGUUGGCCCUUGCGGCCACGGUCUCCCUCGCCGACGUGCAGGUCCUUCUGGACGAGAUCGGUAGCGCGCUGGCGCCCGCGCGCGGCUUGGCGUCUCAGGCUACGGACCGCCUCGACGGCGAGACUGUGGACGCGAACGCGUGGUGCUCCCUGGCAGCCGCCAUCGGCAUGCUGAGGCUUAGGCUGUCUCUGCUUGCCCGGGUCGCUCUCCGACUGCGCCACGGGGUGGGCGUCGCCGAGCUGCUGGGUGGCACGGGCCAGGAGAAGGCGGCUGCUCAGCUCGUCGCUGCCUGCAGCGUCGCGCUGGCGGCGGCCACCUCUGCCAUCGCCGGCGGGGCCGCGCCCCUGCCGCGUGUCGCGGCGCAGCUGGAGCGGAACCUGAAGGCGUCGGCCGCCACGCUGGUGCGGGCGCUGGCGUGGCGGUCCAUCCAGCACGUCCCCGCCCACGGUGGAGGGCGCGGCGUCGCCGCAGAGGUGCUGGCGAGCACGGCCGGCUCCACGCUGGUGGGGCUGUUGCGCGGCUCGGCGGAGGUCCUCUCCUGGGCCGUCGUGCUGGCCGGCUCACAUGCGGAGGCCCCAGUGGGGGCCGUCGCGUCGGAGCCGCGCGCGCCCCGCGCGUCGCGCGGCUCGUCGCUGACGGGCGCCCUGGAGUCCGAGCUGCCGGACCUCACCGACCGCCUGAAGGAGGCCGGCAAGUUCGAGGAGUACGAGAAGUGGCGGGAUGGGUACAUGCGCUGGCGGGGCGGCGGAGCGGCCGGAGCGAAGGGGCAGAUCGUGAAGACCACCAUCACGUGAACGCGCCAGCUGCUGUGACUCCAGGCCAGUGCCUGCGCCCCGCGGCAGGA
Molecule: messenger RNA, 4061 nt
Organism: Prorocentrum cordatum
Lineage: Eukaryota; Dinophyceae; Prorocentrales; Prorocentraceae
Source: the annotation of a GenBank genome assembly